Molecule: messenger RNA, 1235 nt
Organism: Colius striatus (speckled mousebird)
Lineage: Eukaryota; Metazoa; Chordata; Aves; Coliiformes; Coliidae
Gene: IFT25
Product: intraflagellar transport 25
Exons: 5
Coding region: 353-778 (141 amino acids)
Biological process (GO): intraciliary transport
Cellular component (GO): centrosome; cilium; intraciliary transport particle B
Source: RefSeq, a predicted model, not a curated record
UGCCGGGAGCGAGCGGCUGAGGCGGGGGCUGUGCUGGGGUUGCGGUCUGUGUCCGGGGGUUUCACGUGUGGCGAGACCCCGCUCCGCAGCCUCCUGCCGCCGCUCCUCGGAGAGGGGCUCGGGGCUCCGGGCGUGGGCCUCCCGGGAGGCUGCGGCAGUGGCGAGGAGCCGGGGAAGGGGGCACCGGUGCGGUGCUGUCGCGGUCCCGCUGCUGUGAGGCGGUCAGUCUGCGGUGGCGGGACCCCGCGAAACGCCGCCGGCGCGGGCAGGCGGGGACGCCGCCGUUGCCUGGUAGCGGCCGCCUCGGUUUUCCCCUCGUCUCCCCGCCUCUCUGCUGCCGGCCAGCGUGGGGAUGAGGGCCACCGACUGGUGCCUGAGCUCGGCAGGGGCUGUCCUCGUCCUGGCCACCUCCAGCGACGAGCAGCACCCCGCCGAGAACGUCGCGGACGGAAGCUCAGAAACGUUUUGGACAACGACGGGCAUGUUCCCACAGGAAUUCAUUAUUGGUUUUCCUCAACGUGUAAAAAUCAGCAAAGUCACAAUCCAGUGCUAUUUGGUGCGGACUUUAAGGAUUGAAAGAAGCAUAUCUAAAGAUCCAGUAGAUUUUGAACAGUGCAUAGAAAAAGAUUUGCAACACACAGAAGGACAACUUCAAAUGGAAGAAUUUCCACUUCCUGAUUUCCAAGCCACUUACUUGCGUUUCAUCAUCAAAUCUGCCUUUGAUCACUUUGUGUCGGUGCACCGAGUGACGGCAGAGGGUACAGCUGAGAACACUUAAGUCCAGCUUAAAUUUGUACUUCUUGUUUUUUAUAAAGAAAUUUCAUUGUGGUAUCUGUAGCACAGAGAAAACUUUUAAAUUUUUAAUUAUUAAAACCUUGUAUUAAAGUGUUUGUUGAAGGUAUGGAUGUUGUAUGCCUUCCCCCGUCCCCAGUUUAAUGUAUGUCAUGCAGUACUCCUGUUAAUUGUAGUAACAGCUUUCUGGUUUUAUAACCUAGAUUGCUACCUUAGAACACUUGAACAUAACCAAGUCUGUUUAAAUAAGUAUGUUUUAAUCAGGCUUUCUUAGUAUAUGAAUUAAAGCUCUAAUUUCCUCUAAAAUGUUUGCCUUGCACUCAGAGUUAUAUAAAUAAAACCCAAGUGUGAAAUAGUUAAAUGGGAGGUAUUGCUUCCUAUUGCCAAGCAGGUCCUUCAGAAGUUCUUAAGUCAGUACCUUUCUCAUCAACUCAAACUGUUCA